GGGGGGCCAAUGGAGGCCGAGGGGCGGGGCCGGGCCCUCCCCCGGUAUAAGCGGCGGGGGGCGGGGCUCUCGCUCUCUCUGCGCUUCGCUCGCAAGAUGGCGGAGGCGACCAACUGCACCAUGGAGAAUUUUGUAGCCACCCUGGCUAAUGGGAUGAGCCUGCAGACUGCGGUAGAAGAUGUGUCCUGUCCCCAGGCCGAGAGCAGUGUGAAGCCCACAGCCGAGGAAAUGACGUCCAAGGAUUAUUACUUCGACUCCUACGCCCACUUCGGCAUCCACGAGGAGAUGCUGAAGGACGAGGUGCGCACUCUGACCUACAGAAACUCCAUGUUCCACAACCGGCACCUCUUCAAGGACAAGGUGGUUCUGGACGUGGGCAGCGGCACUGGGAUUCUCUGCAUGUUCGCGGCCAAGGCGGGCGCCAAGCGGGUCAUCGGGAUUGAGUGCUCCAGCAUCUCUGACUACGCUGUCAAAAUCGUCAAAGCCAACAAGCUGGACCAUGUGGUGUCCAUCAUCAAGGGCAAGGUGGAGGAGGUGGAGCUGCCGGUGGAGAAGGUCGACAUCAUCAUCAGCGAGUGGAUGGGUUACUGCCUCUUCUACGAGUCCAUGCUCAACACUGUCAUCUACGCCCGCGACAAGUGGCUGACCCCCGACGGACUCAUCUUCCCUGACCGGGCCACCCUGUAUGUCACAGCCAUAGAGGACCGGCAGUAUAAGGACUACAAGAUCCACUGGUGGGAGAACGUCUAUGGCUUCGACAUGUCCUGCAUCAAGGACGUGGCCAUCAAGGAGCCGCUGGUGGACGUGGUGGAUCCAAAGCAGCUGGUCACCAACGCCUGCCUCAUCAAGGAGGUCGACAUCUACACGGUGAAGGUGGAAGACCUGACGUUCACCUCGCCCUUCUGCCUCCAAGUGAAGCGCAAUGACUACAUCCACGCGCUCGUGGCGUAUUUCAACAUCGAGUUCACCCGUUGCCACAAGCGGACCGGCUUCUCCACCAGUACGGCCCGGGCGGGGCCAGGGGGCGGGGACUCUGGGCCCCGAGUCGCCCUACACCCACUGGAAGCAGACGGUGUUCUACAUGGAGGACUACCUGACGGUGAAGACGGGCGAGGAGAUCUUCGGCACCAUCAGCAUGAAGCCCAAUGCCAAGAACAACCGGGACCUGGACUUCACCAUCGACCUGGACUUCAAGGGCCAGCUGUGUGAGCUGUCCUGCUCGACGGAUUACCGCAUGCGCUAGCCCCCCAUGUCCGCCCCCCAUUGUGCUGUGUGCCCCCCCGGGGCGGGCCCAGAGCCGUGGGCGCCGGCCACGACUCCCCUUCUCAUGGCGAGGGGGGGCACAGAGCUGCCGCUGACUCUCCCCUCCCUGCGUGGCCCUUGGCGGGGGGGGGGACGGACACUAUCUCCCUCUGCCUUGGGGCCCCCCCAUCCCUCCCUCCCGUCUGCUUUUAAACCAGCGACCCCCCCCCCCAGUAACAAGUACCUCACUGCCCCCCCCCCCCCCACACACACACACUCUGCUGUGCCGUGGGGCACCCACGAGAGGUGCCAGGGCCUGGCUGAGUCCCUCUGCUCCGGUGGGGGGGUGGGGCUGCCCUGUUUUUUAGCGGAGGGAGGGCAGGGCAGGGCAGGGGCGCUAUGGGGAGGGUCCCCAGUUUGUGUUUUGCUGACGGUUCUGGUCUCUAAUCCCCCCCCCCCUUUUACCCCCGCCCGGUUGAUACAUCGUGACUGUUUCAUAAGUUAUGUUUUUAUAUGGUUACAUUCAUGAGAAAAUAAAGAGAUGAAAUGGG
Caretta caretta (loggerhead turtle) is the source of this 1793-nucleotide messenger RNA. The record is from RefSeq and is a predicted model, not a curated record. NCBI's taxonomy places the organism in Eukaryota, Metazoa, Chordata, Testudines, Cheloniidae.